Messenger RNA from Castor canadensis (American beaver), 10384 nucleotides. It is a transcript of the gene Bod1l1, whose product is annotated as biorientation of chromosomes in cell division 1 like 1. The record is from RefSeq and is a predicted model, not a curated record. NCBI's taxonomy places the organism in Eukaryota, Metazoa, Chordata, Mammalia, Rodentia, Castoridae.
CUGGGUUCGCUGGUUCCGUGACAACAUCCCGUUGGCUUACCUCAGGCGGCGGGACCUGUGUAGCCGCCGCCUCCCAGGAGCGCCCGCCCGCCCGGGUCCGCGCGCUCCCCGACCCAGGCCACCAUGGCCACCAACCCGCAGCCGCAGCCGCCACCUCCGGCGCCGCCGCCUCCUCCUCCGCAGCCACAGCCACCACCGCCGCCGCCCGGCCCGGGAGCUGGUCCCGGCGCGGGCGGGGCGGGCGGCGCGGGGACAGGCGCUGGGGACCCGCAGCUCGUGGCCAUGAUCGUGAACCACCUCAAGAGCCAGGGGCUCUUCGACCAGUUCCGCAGGGACUGCCUAGCCGACGUGGACACCAAGCCUGCAUAUCAGAAUCUGAGACAACGUGUUGACAACUUUGUUGCAAACCACUUGGCAACUCAUACAUGGAGUCCCCAUCUCAAUAAGAACCAGCUAAGAAACAAUAUUCGACAACAAGUACUCAAAUCAGGAAUGCUGGAGUCUGGUAUCGACCGAAUUAUUUCUCAGGUUGUGGAUCCAAAGAUCAACCACACAUUCAGACCUCAGGUGGAGAAAGCUGUGCAUGAGUUUUUGGCCACACUAAAUCACAAAGAGGAAGCAAGUGGCAGCACAGCUCCUGAUGAUGAGAAGCCAGACUCUUCCAUCAUUCCCCAAGGUGUCCCUGCUCCUGGGCCUAGUGCUAAUGUAGCCAGUGAUGCCAUGUCAAUCUUGGAAACCAUAACAUCUCUUAACCAGGAAGCUAAUGCUGCCAGGGCUUCAACAGAAGUUUCAAGUGCCAAGACCAGUGAGAGAGUAGCAAAAAAACUCUCAUCUCAGUCAAACGCUGAGAUUAGCACUGACAAAGAGAGAACUUCGGAAGACAUGGCUGAUAAAGAAAAAGCUACACCUGACUCCGGUGGGGAAGCAGUGGAAACUGCCCUGAAAUCUGAAGAACUUAGUGAUCUCCCUUGCGCAGUUGAAGAAAUUAAAAAUCACACAAAAGAGAAUAAUAGUUUAGUUCUGCUAAAUAAGGACAUCCAACAGGAGAGCAGUGACCAAAAAAACAAAUCAACAGACAAAGUUGAAAAGAAGCCAGACAACAGUGAAAAAGGAGAAAGAAAGAAAGAAAAGAAGGAAAAGACUGAGAAGAAGUGUGAUCACCCCAAAAGGAGUGAAGAUACACAAAAAGUAAAAGAUGACAAACAAGCAAAGGACAAAGAAGUAGAGAGUUCAAAACUUCCUUCAGAAAAGAACAGUAAGGCUAAAACCAUUGAAGGGACAAAAGAAGAUUGCUGUUUGAUAGAUUCUGAUGUGGAUGGACUUACAGACAUUACAGUUAGCUCCGUCCAUACCAGUGACCUUUCAUCUUUUGAAGAAGAUACUGAGGAGGAAGUUGUAAUGUCUGAUAGCAUGGAAGAAGGAGAGAUUAAUUCAGACGAUGAAGAGAAGAACAAACAGAAUAAAACAAAAACUCAAACUAGUGAUUCUAAUGAAGGAAAAGCAAAAAGUGUGCGGCAUGCUUAUGUUCACAAACCAUACCUUUAUUCAAAAUACUAUAGUGAUUCUGAUGACGAACUUACUGUAGAGCAGCGGCGGCAGUCUAUUGCUAAAGAAAAAGAAGAGAGACUUUUAAGAAGACAAAUUAAUAGAGAGAAACUUGAAGAAAAACGAAAACAGAAAGCAGAAAAGACAAAGUCUUCCAAAGCCAAGAAUCAAGGUAAAAGUAGCAUGGACUUAGAAGAAACAUCAACAAAGAAUUUGGAACCGAAAGCCCCCAGAAUUAAAGAAGUCCUUAAGGAACGGAAAGUUUUGGAGAAAAAAGUAGCCUUAAGCAAAAGAAGAAAAAAAGACUCAAGGAAUGUUGAAGAGAAUUACAAAAAGAAACAGCAGUCUGAAGAAGAUUCCAAAGAGACCCUCAAAACAAGUGAGCAUUGUGAAAAGGAAAAGGCAUCUUCUUCAAAGGAACUGAAGCAUGCUCAUGCAAAAGGCGAGCCAAGUAAACCUGCCCGGAGACUUUCAGAAUCUUUUCAUUCAGCUGAAGAAAACAAAAAUGAACCCAAAGUAGAAAGAGAACAUAAAAGAAGAACGUCUACCCCUGUUGCAGUGGAAGGGUCACAGGAAGAAGCUGACACAAGGGAAGGAAAAAGGCAAGUAGACCGCUCAGAAAGUGGAAUGGAGGAAACCCAGAAACAGAAAAGUACUCUUAAAAACGAAAAACAUCUAAAGAAAGAUGAUUCUGAAACACCACAUUUGAAAAAUCUACCUAAGAAAGAGGUAAAAUCCUCCAAGGAAAAGCCUGAAAAAGAGAAAACUCUGUCAGAAGAAAAAUUGUCUAUAAAACACAAACAUAAAGGUGAGAAUGCACAUAAAGUAGGUGAUGAGACAGAACUUCACUCUGAGAAAGGCUUAAAAGUAGAGGAAAAUAUUCAGAAACAGAGCCAGCAAACCAAGCUUUCUUCAGAUGAUAAAGCUGAACGAAAAAGUAAACAUAGGAAUGAAAGGAAAUUAUCAGUCUUAGGGAAAGAUGGAAAGCCAGUUUCUGAAUACAUUAUAAAAACAGAUGAGAAUGUACGAAAAGAAAACAACAAGAAAGAGAAGCACAUGUCGUCUGAAAAAGCUAAGGCAGAGCACAAAUCCAGACGGUCAAGUGAUUCUAAAAUUCAGAAAGAUUCUUCCAGUUCCAAGCAACACAGUACCACAGUUCAGAGAAGAAGUGAAAGUUAUUCAGAAGAUAAGUGUGAUACAGACUCAACUAAUUUAGAUAGUAAUUUAAAACCAGAAGAAGUUGUUCACAAGGAGAGGCGAAGAACGAAGAGCUUGUUGGAAGAAAAACUUAUGUUGAAGUCUAAACCAAGAGGUCAAGGCAAACAAUUAAAAGUUACUGAAACAGAAUUACAAGAAAGUGUCACAAAACAGACAUCCACUCCAAAACCAGAUAAGGAGAAGAAUACAGAAGAAAAUGACUCCGAAAAACAACGCAAGUCUAAAGUUGAAGACAAGGCUUUAGAAGAAACUGGUGUUGAACACGUGCUAGAGAGUGUCACUUCUUCAGCACAUAGUACACAGAAAGACUCUAGUCACAGAGCGAAGUUAUCAUUGGCAAAGGAGAAAUAUAAGGGUGACAAAGAUUCAACCUCUUCCAGACUUGAGAGAAAGUUAUCAGAUGGGCACAAAAACAGAAGCUUAAAGCACAGUAGUAAAGACAUGAAAAAGAAGGAAGAAAAUAAAUCUGAUGACAAGGAUGGUAAAGAAGUUGACAGUAUUCAUGAAAAGACCAGAGGGAAUGGUUCAGUCAUAGAAAAGAAAGUAAGUAGAAGGUUGUGUGAAAAUCGAAGGGGAAGCUUAUCACAAGAAAUGACCAAAGGAGAAGAUAAAUUAGCAGCAAACACUUUAGGCACUCCCAGUAGUUCCUCUCUUCAGAGACCGAAAAAAACUGGCGAAACCACAUCAAUCUCUGAAGAGCCAAUGGAAAUUGACUCUGAGGCAGCUGUCGAAAAUGUAUUUGAAGUAUCUAAAAUCCAAGACUGCAGCAAUAAUAGUUCUCAACAUGAUAUUGACUCUGACAUUGUCAUAAAGCAAAAAACUACUGCCACAGUUCUCAAGGAUGAGUUAAGAAUUUCCAUAGUAGAUUCAAAAGCAGCAACUGCAGCCUGUAAAUCGGGGCGUGGAAUGGGAAUUACUAGCAAUUCUGAAAAGUAUGCUGAACAUAACAACACCUUAACAAAGAAAGUGCACAUCCAAAGUGCUGUGUCCAAACCAAAUCCUGGGGAGAAAGAGCUCAUUCAACGAGGAGCUCAUAAAGUGAAUGUGGACUCUGAGACAAGUCACAGAAUGUUUUCUAAUGCCCCAUCAGAAAAUGAUAGGAUACAAAAGAGUUUGAAAAGCAUAGAUGGAUCCACUGAAGAACAUGCCACUCCAGGAGACACUGCUCUUGAACAUUCCACAGAAUUAGGCCCCUCACCAUCCUUAGAUUCCAAGACUGUUGUGCCUCAGAAAGAAUCUCCUGAUUCACAUGUAAUUCCUCCAGUUCAUGGAAGAACUGUUUCAGAAGGUAGUACAGUCAGCGCCUCCCUUAUGGAUCCCUCAGAUAUCCCUAACCAAAGUUUGACUAUCAGAAAAUUAGAAGUCCCUAGGGCAGGUGACAGCAAAGCAGGUGGUGACAGUUCUGUGGCAGCAAAAGGAAGUGUGGCUGUCAAGAAGAACAUUCCAGGAGAACACCAGGCUACUUUAUUAGACAGUAAGCAAGGAAAAGUAAAUAUACCUCUUGCUAGCAAGUCAACAGACAUAAUUGUGGAAAAUGAGAAUGUUGACAAAGAAGCUGAUUUGAUGGACAUGGCCAAGAAAGAAAGUGACUUAAAUGCAGAGCCCAGUUUAAAGCAGACAGCUAGAGCUGCAAUGGAAAAUGGCAAGGAAGAUGACAUUGCUGUUGAUCAUGUGGUAGGCAUGAGUACAGAAAAGGUUGCUGAAACAGUUGAACUUAAGAGUGACCCAGGUGAAAUUAAAUUAGUACCAAUUGAUGUUGAAAAAAGGGCUGAAAACAGUGAGGUAGACACAAGUGCUGGAGGUAAUGCUGCCUCCUAUGUGUCUCAACAAAGGAAUGGAAAAACUGAAAAGGUGGCUGCUAGAUCCGGUAGAGCAGAAAAGACUUCAGUUGCCACAAGUACUGAAGGGAAGGACAAAGGCAUCACCUUAACUCCAGUAAAGGCUGGGGAUGCCACCACCACUUCUACAGAAACAGGAGAGAGAGUGAUGGCUUUGCCUUGCACCAGCAAUGAGGCAGAUGAAGGCUUCAUAAUAGGUGUGUGCCCUAGAAACAAUCCCCUCCGGGUCGGGGUGGAAGCAAACGAAUGUACUGUUUUUGCUGCAGCUGAAGAGAGUGGGGGUGUUGUCACAGAAGGAUUUGCUGAAAGUGAAACUUUCCUUACAAGCACCAAGGAAGGAGAAAGUAGAGAGUGUACUGUGGCCGAAUCAGAAGACAGAGCAGCAGGCCCUGUGGCUGCUGAUACUGUUAAAACAGAAGCCAACUUGAGCGGUGUUGUGACAGAAGAAAAAGAUGAUGCUGUAACCAGUGCAGGGUCUGAAGAAAAGUGUGAUGGUUCUUCAAGUAGAGACUCAGAAAUUGUUGAAGGGACUGUUACUUUCAUUAGCGAAGGUGAAAGCGAUGGAGCAGUUACAAGUGCUGGGACAGAAAUAAGAGCAGGAUCCAUAAGCAGUGAAGAGGUUGAUGGGUCCCAGGGAAAUAGGACACGAAUGGGUCCCAAAAAAGAAACGGAGGGUACUGUGACAUGUACAGGAGCAGAGCGCAGAAGUGAUAACUUUGUUAUCUGUUCAGUAACUGGGGCAGGGCCCCGGGAGGAGCAUGUGGUGACUGGUGCAGAUGUGGUCCAAGUAGAUAAUGAUGCACCUCCCGGGACAAGCACCAACCCAGGAGAUGGUUCUGGGAAUGAUGGUACAGAAGGUGAGAGUGCAGUCACCAGCACAGGCAUAACAGAAGAAGAUGGGGAAGGGCCAGCAAGUUGCACUGGCAUGGAAGACAGUAGUGAAGGCUGCGCUAUAAGUUCUGAAACGCAAGAAAAUGGAGAGAGUGCAAUGGACAGCACGGUAGCCAAAGAUGUCACUAAUGCACCCUUAGUGGCUGCUGGUCCCUGUGAUGAUGAAGGCAUUGUGACCAGCACAGGUGCAAAAGAAGAGGAUGACGAGGGGGAGGGCAUUGUGACUAGUACAGGAAGAGGAAAUGAAAUUGGACAUGCUUCAACUUGCACAGGAAUAGAAGAAAGUGAAGGAGUGUUGGUUUGCGAGAGCAUAGAAGGAGUCAGUCAGAUUGGUCCUAUAGUAGAGCAUGUGGAUGCUGAGGCUGGUGUGGCCAUCAUGAAUGCAAAUGAGAGUAAUGUUGACAGCAUGAGUAGUACAGAAAAGAAAAUGAAAGGCACAGAGAUCUAUUCCAGUGCCAAAGGGAUUGUGGAAAGCAGUGUGACCAGUGUGGUUGCAGGAAAGACUGAUGCUGUCCCAGUUCCAGAAGGUUGAGGCCCCAUGACUAGUGCAGCUUCUGAUCAAAGUGAUGGUCAGCUCACCAGGAAAGAAACAGUUGAAGAUGCCUCUAUUUCCACUGGCCUGGUAGGGGGUAGUUAUGAUGUUCUUGUAUCUGGUGCAGUCCCAGAAUGUGAAGUUGACCACACAUCACAAAGUGAAAAAGAAGAUGAGGGCAUCAUCACCUCUGUCGAAAAUGAUGAGUGUGAUGGCCUCAUGGCUACUACAGCCAGUGAUGAUAAUUCCAACCAAGGUAGCUUGCCUGGGAGUAAGAGUCAAGGCAAAGGCUUGAUGAUUUCCACCAGUACAACAAAUGAUUACACCCCUCAGGUAAGCACAGUUAUAAGUGAAAGGCAUUCAAGUACUCUGAGAACUGAAGAACACUUGGAAGGCAACAGAGUGAACAUGGAAGAAUUUGAGGCCCCCAUGCCCAGUGCAGUUUCAGGUGAUGAGAGCCAACUCACUGCUAGCCGAAGUGAAGAGAAGGAUGAGUGUGCCAUGAUUUCCACAAGCAUAGGGGAAGAGUUUGAAGUGCCUAUUUCCAGUGCAGUAGCCAUCAAAUGCACUGAAAGUCAUCAGCCAGUUGCAGCAGUUGAGGAAAGAGCCAAAGGUCCAAUCUUUAUAAGCACUGAGGACUUCGAGGUACCUAUGCCUAGUGCUCCCACAGAAGCUGAAAGCCCUUUUUCCUCAACCCGCAAGGAAGAAAAGGAUGAGUGUGCCCUCAUUUCCACCAGCAUAGCAGAAGAAUGUGAGGCCUCUAUUUCUGGUGUAAGUGAAAAUGCGCCAUCUGUUACAGAUGGGAGUGCUGUUAUCUCCACAAGCUCAGUGGAAGAUUGUGAGGGCCCCGUGUCUAGCGCUGUACCUCAAGAGGAGGUCCAUCCAGUAGUCACACCAGCAGAAGAGACAAGUGACACUGCCAUGAUUUCCACAAGCACUUCCGAAGGCUGCGAAGCAGUCAUGGUUGGUCCCAUCCCUGUGGAUGAAGACCAGGUCACCAUUGCGAGAGUGGAAGACUUGAGUGAUGCUGCCAUCAUCUCUACCAGCACAGCUGAGUAUGUGCUGAUGGGUACUAGUCUGGACAAACACGAAGAGAAUCAAGCAGCUGCCCACAACCUAGAAGGAAAUGAUGACCUGUCGGCUACAAAAGUGAGCAAGUGUGAGGUUCCCAUGCCCAGCCUCAUGGCUGAGAGUAAUUGUCAGUGUCCUGUGCCAUUUACAAGAGGCAAAGAAGAGCACCUCGUACUGGCAGCGAGCCCUGAGGAAGGGCAGGGCAGGUCGUCAGUCUACAAUUGUUCUGCAGGGCGAGGCCAACCAAGUGUUGUAUGUGCAGAAGAGGAAGAGAGACAUGACAAGGACUGCUCUGGCCAAGGUCCAUUUGCAGGAAGAGGACAGAAGGAGAGUACUUUUCACCUCAAAAAUGCAGAAGAGAAGAAUGUAUUGCCAAGCUCCAUUCAGAAGAAAGACAAAAGCCCAGAGGCAGAAACUGUAGGGGACAGCAGCACAACCAGUUAUUUGGCAUUAAGGAGCUUGGAGAGGAAUGCCAACUCAUCUGUCCAUCUGAGUGGACCAGAACAGACAUCUGAUGAGGAGCUCUCUAUCAGUAUUUGCCAUUUGGCCACAGUAAAUACCGGUGCUAAAAAAUCUGACCACAUCCCACCUAUCAAAGACCCUGCAGCAGAGUAUUCUAUUCCUCCUCUCCAGCAGGGGCCUGAGGACAACUUGAAAGCCACUACCACCAAAUGUAUUACAGGCCAGGAGUCAAAAAUUGCUUCUUCCCACACAUUGAUCCUUCCAGCUGCCUACCACUUAGCUCCAUCAGCUCCACAAUGUGUAAAGGACUUGCCACCAAAGAGUGAUCACAAUGGCAAAUGUACUGCCAAGGCAUCUGCUGAGAAAACAGAACAUGUUACUGACACAAGGACAUUACUUCACAAGGAAGGAAACCUCAAGGUCACUGUUUCUGCUAAAGAAAAUUUGUGUGACAGAGGCAAUGAAGAGUCUCCACCCAGUGUUUUGAGAGAAUCAGAACUGACAGCCAACUUGAAAACUGAGACAUCUAUACCUUCAGAGGAAGAGAAAAAUCAUGAAAUACUAGUAGCACCAGAAAGUCCCCAUGUGGGAAAACUGAGUGAAAUAGUUGAACUAUGGGGGGAGCCUUCCUUGGUGAACGACUCACUAAAUGUUGAAAAUUCAAACUCAACAGCAAAUGAAGAAAUCCAUAACAGAUCUUCUAACACAAGAGAGAUAUCCAGUGGUAGAAAAAACAACACAGAAGUCAUAAGAGGUCGCAGUGUUGAAGCAAAUCCUAAAGAGGUUGAAGAGGAAGAAAGGCAUAUGCCUAAGAGAAAAAGAAAGAAGCAUUACCCCUCCUCAGAAGAUGAACUGGAUGAUAAUUCAGAUGUCCUGGAUUCCAGAAUAGAAACAACACAGAGGCUGUGUUCUGAAACUGAGCCACAAGACACAAAGAAAGAGAACUCUGGAGAUACAGAGGAACAGUCUAAAACAAGCCCCAAGACAAGCAGCAGUGCUUCAAGGGCCAUGGAAGAAAAAGAUGAAUUUAGCAGCAGUGAGGCUACUGGUGAAAAGAUGGAGCAAAAUGAAGAUGAUAUCAUCAAAUCACAGGAGGAAGAUCAACCGAUAAUUAUUAAAAGGAAAAGAGGAAGACCUCGUAAAUACCCUGUAGAAGCAGUGUUAAAAAUGAAAGAUGACUUCAAAACAGAUACUGGCAUUAUCACUGUAGAACAAUCUCCACCUAGCAGCAAACUGAAAAUACUACAAACAGAUGAGUCCAGUAAAGAAACAGCCAACCUACAAGAAAGAACUAUAAGCAAUGAUGAUAGUGAAGAAAGAACAGUAGCUAGUGUGCGUCGGAGGGGAAGAAAACCCAAACGUUCACUCACUCUGUCAGAUGACACUGAAUCCUCAGAGCCAGAAAGAAAACGCCAGAAGUCAGUUUCUGAAGCAACCGAAGACAAAAAAGAUCAGGAGUCUGAUGAGGAAGAGGAAGAAGAGGAAGAGGAUGAGCCCUUGGGAGCUACCACAAGAUCCACCACCAGAUCAGAGACACAGAGAUCAAAGACACAGCUCUCCCCUUCUACCAAGCGUAAGAGAGAAGUCAGCCCUCCUGGGGCCCGAACAAGAGGUCAGCAGAGAGUGGAGGAGGCCCCUGGGAAAAAGGUGAAGCGAUAAUCCUGACUGCCGCUGCCCCUGGCUUUCUGAGGAACAUGGUGAAGAGAAAAGGGAUAGGCCUCAGGAGCCAGAGGCUUUAAAACAGAACAAAACAAAAAAUCCAGAAAAGGGUAUGCAUGUGCUGUAAGUUCCUAGGUGCAAGCUUUUUCUUGUUGUGUUUUAAACAGCUUUAUAAACUUGUUCAUAGAAGAUAUUAUGUACAUCUAUUUCAGAUAAAGAAAAAUAAGUUUACUUUGUAUCUGAAUUCAGCAAAGUAGUUGUAUAUUUUAACAUUCAAAAUUGGGAUUUCCCAAUGAGACACAUCACUAAUGCAAACCUUCCAGCCCAUCAGACACCAGGCUGCCUCCUGGUGAUCUGUGUAAAGUAUAUAAACAUGUAAAAAUAGGUUGUAUUUUACUCUAUGUAUGAUGCUAAUCAAUGAACACUUUAUUUAUUUUACAGAGAAAUCUUAUCUGUGAACUUUACUAUAUAUCUGUUUAUUUUAUUUUAUUAUUUUUUUUAAUAAAAAAAGGAUUUUAAAUGCUAUGCAGUCAUUAAGUAGAAGAUUUUUUAGAAUUCUGCCUGCCUAUAACUAUUUGAAUAUGAUCUGGCAGGAAAUACAGAAUCUCUCGCAUGUAUCCAAGUAAAGUAGUUUAGCUAAAGAAAGGGUCUCCAUUGCUUUUUUGUUCACAGUUGUGACAGUUUUCUAAGAAUGUAACUGCUUUUAGAUUAUACUUGCAUCUGUGACUUUACCACUAGCCCCACUGAUGUAAGAAAUUCUGGUUCAGGUAAAGUUACACCCAUUCACCUGCAAACGGAGCUCCUCUGUUGGCAUUCAUUCCUCUCCUCUGUGCCAUUCGGAAGCUUCCACCAAGAUUUCCAUGUUGUCUUUUUUGGUGAAGAGAAAUGCAUUGAAGAUUAGGUCACUCCUAUCUAUUCAGCUUCAGGAUUUUAUGUUGUUUUAUACAGUUAUUUCAAGAUAGAAACUGGUUUUAUCACCAGGUUCUUUUUUAAACAUGUUUUAACUCCCAUGUGAACAAACUGUCUAACUUAAGUUUUUCAUAAAAUUGAACUUUUCUUAAGGUCAAGUUUGUCUCCUGAUGAUGUGAUGAGUUGCCAAAUGAUUGAGAUUAUUUUAAAAUGUUUUGUUCUGUACUCUUGUUUUAUAAUUAAAAUUGACAUUCAGUGU